This is a messenger RNA of Ricinus communis (castor bean), 2001 nucleotides long. RefSeq names its product protein NEN1. The record is from RefSeq and is a predicted model, not a curated record. Bases 291 to 1637 code for a protein of 448 amino acids. Gene Ontology annotation, molecular function: 3'-5' exonuclease activity; nucleic acid binding. Lineage: Eukaryota; Viridiplantae; Streptophyta; Magnoliopsida; Malpighiales; Euphorbiaceae. The transcript has 6 exons.
ACAAAGACAUAUAAAGAAUUCCAAGUCACAAAGACAAAAGGCCAGAAAACAAAAAGUAAGAAUUCUAUCCUUCAUCGUUAAGGUUGCUAAAAUCUUAUUAACAGAUCCUUACACGAAACCCACUUCUCUGUAUAAACAUAUUUAUUCCCUUCAUUUCCUUGCUUCAAACCAAACAGCGCCUUGCACGCUUUUAAACAAUUUGGCGCGUCCAAAACAAACACUGGUGCUUUUCCUUCCUUCUCUAGCCAGCUAGCAGCAACCUUUCUCCACACACAGUCGCAGAGUUUGAGAUGACGACGGUGACUCCAACAGCCGGCCAAAGAUCCGAAAUUGCCUUCUUCGACCUGGAAACCACCCUACCCGGUGAGUGUGAGGGCUUUGCGAUUCUCGAAUUCGGAGCCAUCCUGGUGUGCCCCAGAACGCUAGUGGAGCUCCAUACUUACGCCACCUUUGUCCAACCAGCUGCUGAUCCAUCUUUAAUUUUCUCCUCCUCCUUCCUUCGCUCCAAUGGCAUCACUUAUGACAACAUUGUUUCUGCCCCUACUUUCUCUGACAUCGCAGAUACUGUUUACGAAAUCCUCAAUGGGAGACUUUGGGCAGGACAUAACGUUCAGAAGUUUGACAGUGUUAAAAUAAGGGAAGCUUUUGCUGAGAUUGGAAGACAGCCGCCAGUGCCUAAGGGUGUUAUUGACACUUGGGAAUUGUUGACCCAUAAAUUUGGAAGGAGAGCGGGUGACAUGAAGAUGGCUAGUCUUGCUACUUACUUUGGGCUUGGAAAGCAGACACAUAGGAGCUUAGAUGAUGUUCGAAUGAAUGUUGACGUUCUUAAGUGUUGUGCAACCGUUUUAUUAUUGGAGUCGAGCUACCCAGAUGCAUUUGUAGUGACAAAUGUUGGAUCUACUACAUUCCAACCGGCUCCAUUUUCCAGGGGAACUCUAGGCAAUGAAAUGAAUAUAGACUCCCUUCAACAAGAUGCUGCCAUAGAGCCUAAAAAAGAGUCUUCUGAGAUACCUUCGUCACUGACUGUCCCUGAAGGUGGCAGUGGACAUGGGGGGUUUUUAGAACCUGAUGAAGUUUCUGUUUCUUUUAUCAGGGCAUCUUUUUGUCCACACUCUUGGGGAGUUCAAAGGAUGGUAUUGCUGUAUAAGGAUGUGCCUCUGCAGCUCCAUUGUUCUCAUUUAAGGGUACGCUAUAAUGGAUUAAGUACAAAGUUUGCCGACUAUGCUGGGAGACCGCGGUUGAGUUUUGUGGUCGAUGCUCCUCCAAAUUUAUACAGCAUUCUCGAUGCAUGUGAUAAAAUUGCACAGAAAGUGUCUGCGGAAUCAGGUAGCAGCUCUAAAUGGAAGCAUGUUGUAACCAAACAUGACUUUGACAACUCCCCUACAGUGAGACUGCACAUACCCACUGAAGUGACUGGGGAUGUUGCUCAAUAUGCUACCGAGAUAUUUCACAAAGAUUCUUCUGAAACCAUGAAAAAGCAUGAAUUCAGCAGGUUGGGCGCUGCGGAGCUUAACACCUGGUUCAGGCAAGGGACCUUCGUGGCUGCCUACUUCUCCUUGGAUCCAUAUGACUAUCUGCAGGAAAAAAAAGCUGGAAUCCGGUUGGUUGCAAAGAAAUUAAUCAUGCAUCAAUACUGAAGAAGGAAGGUUCUCUACUCUAUUCAUGACGUUUGGCUGUCAUGUGCAAUUGUAGCUGAUUUAGAAUUCAUAAAAUAUAUGAUUUGGUCACGUGUUGCAGAAUAUGGUGUGACUCUAAGCUUGACAGUUGGAUUACGUGAAAAACAAGUAUGGUUUCGGUGUAGGAAAAAGUAAAGUAUGGUCAAUGUAUGGUGUUUAUAUGUUUUAAUUGCUAAUGGAGACUUGUCAGAACAUAGGCUAUAAAAGCCUGAAAUCUAUCAAUAAAACUAUGAUCGAGAGUGUGAGCAACGGGUAUAUAGAGUUAAUUCAGGGAAGAUCUGUUCUGAGAAUGAAAAGAAAAAGGAAAGCUUUUCUAUUGUUCUGA